Ananas comosus (pineapple) is the source of this 903-nucleotide messenger RNA. RefSeq names its product mini zinc finger protein 2-like. Gene Ontology annotation, molecular function: DNA-binding transcription factor activity; transcription cis-regulatory region binding. Gene Ontology annotation, biological process: regulation of developmental process; regulation of DNA-templated transcription. The transcript has a single exon. NCBI's taxonomy places the organism in Eukaryota, Viridiplantae, Streptophyta, Magnoliopsida, Poales, Bromeliaceae. Gene Ontology annotation, cellular component: nucleus. The record is from RefSeq and is a predicted model, not a curated record. The coding region runs from base 278 to 607 and encodes 109 amino acids.
CCAAUCAAAGAGGAGAGGGGGGGGGGGACAAAAGAAAAUCUAGGACUACUCUAAUGGCCCAACAAAUUGUUUCUUUCUACUAUUGUGAGUUGGAAUUGGUUGGCCCAUUAACUCCGCCGGCACUUUAGGUCUUACUAACUAAACCAAAGACACGGAUUAAUGAAGGGUCAUGUGAACCUCACCAUGACAAACAAAAGCUUUAGGUGGAGAAUAUGAUGAGAUGCCACCAAUCUUAGGUUUAUAUAUAUUUAUACAAUGUAGCUAGCUAGGUUACCAUAUGACAUUAUUGGUGGCCGAAAAAGAAAGCUCCAAGUCGAUCGAUAAGAUGAAGAAGUGCCUCGUGGUGCUGAGAGGGUGCGAGCCCGACGGUCGAAUUCGUUGCAGCGAAGCGUGCGUGAGGAGGGUGGUGAGAUAUGGCGAGUGCCAGAAGAACCACGCAGCGAGCAUCGGAGGCCACGCCGUGGACGGGUGCAGGGAGUUCAUGGCGGGGGCUGGCGAGGAGGGAACGAGCGGAGCCCUCACGUGUGCGGCCUGCGGGUGCCACCGGAGCUUCCACCGGAGGUUGCAGGAGUACGAGGCUGCAUGCGACUGUUCUUCGGAAACAUAGCGGAUGCAGUAAGAUACACUACCACUACCACUACUACUACUACUACUACUACUACAUUCAACGCAUAGGCUUAAUUGUGAUGUGCCUUCGUGUUGCUACGUGUUGUUUCUUUUCGAUCGUGCUCUAGGAUCUUGUUUUAAUUAAUCUCUAAACUAAGAUUUUAGUGUGUGUGUGUAUGUGUGUGCAUAUCUUUUGUUUCUUUGUCUUUUCCCAUUGUUUCCUGAAUAUAGCUUUGUGAUUGUGAUUUAUUGUCACUGUUUCUGGAAGCAUAAUAUAUUUGUACCAUUGUUAUUUCA